GGCGAGCUCAUCUUGCCAGUUGGACGCAGCACGGCGAUUCGCUGGACCUAGCAUCAUGUGGAGAACACACUGUGCUGCUGCUGGCAAGCAGCGAUUUUCAUCAACACGGAACGGUCUGAAUCGGGUAACAAAUCGUUCAUGCCUUCCCUGUCCGGCCCUUCCCAUACGCACUUUCGCCUCUGGCACUUCCUCAUCCACAUCGUCUUCGACCCCCGUUUUUAAAUACACACUUGCUUUCUUGCUGGUUGCAGGUGCAGGAUAUACGGGUGCAGCAUACUAUGCACUUCACGACCCAGCUUUCCGGAAGAUUUGGGUAGACAAUGUUCCUGGAGGGGAAGGAGCGCUUCAAACUGUCUCCUCUGCCGCUGAAACUGUUAAAGGAACGAGCGUAGAGGAGGUGAAGAAAACGGCAGAAAACGUUCGUGGUACUGUAGCGGAGAAAUACGAGAAGACUGUGGAAACUAUCUCUGGACUCAAGGACGGUGCGACCAAAGGUUAUCAGACUGCUGUAGAAAAAGUUCAUGAAACCCAGGAUGCCGCUCAAAAGAAGAUUGAGAACGUAACGGCUUUUGUGAAUAGCAUAAAAAAUGAUGCCGUGGCGACAUAUGAAAGUGCCCACGACAAGGUCAAACAGGCGGAAGCUUCGGUACGCGGUUUUGCGGCCAGUGUAGAACAAACUUACCAUAACACGGUGAAUAGUGUGGAGGACACAUAUGAAAGCGUGAAGAGCAUGAUCACAGGGGAGCCACCGAAACCAAAGCCUCCAAAGCCCGUUGUUGUGGACUCAAAGCCCCCGUCCCCUCCACCUUCCCCCAUUGCAACCCCCGCUCCGCCAGCUAAAUCAGCGGUGAAAUUGAAGUCUCCUGAAACUGUCCCUUCCGAACCCGAGGUCAAGCUUUCUCCUAAACCGAAGAGUGAACAGGAACCAGCAGCGCUCGAGGUUGAUGUCGUAGUGACGGAGGAACCAAAACAGGUUGUUGUUGAACCCGCUGUACGUACUGCUAUAGUUAUUGAGGACGAUGCACCUGCUAAGGCGGGGGUAGUGGUUGUUACGGGAGAAGGUCCCGCUAUUGUACCUGCCACUGAGAAGCCCGCGACUAACGAGCCGGUUGGAAAGUCGGUGGCUGGUGAUGCAUUGGAAGUCUCCUUCAAAAAUAUCGAGGCGGCGUUCCAAACUGCCCCCGAUCGUCCGAUUGCGCGAAGCCUAGCCCACUCAAUCACGAGUCUGGCAGUCACACUUGGUACUCUCAUUGGGUCCACCAGUGAGGAGGGAAGAGUCAAACUUGAGAAAGCUCGCAGUGAGCUUGUUGCUCUCACGAACUACCUCAAUGCCUUGGAGACGGAAGAGGCAAAUUUGAUUCAAACAGCACUUCAGGAACAGGCUGCCAAGUUCGGGAAAACUUUGAAGAAUCAUGUUGAGGCUGCUCAGAAGGCUCUAGGAGAUCAAAGCAGAGAGUACGAGGACAGGUUUAGCAAGGUCCUCAAGGAGGACCGCGAGCGAUUGAUAUCUGAGCACAAUGCCGAGCUGGCUGAGAAGCUUUCCAAACAGGCUAAGGAAUUUCAGGCGGCCCUGGACGAAAAUUUGAGAAAGCAAGCGGAGGAACUGGAAAAGCAUUGGGCCAAGGAAGUGAAGACCAGAGUUGAUGAAGAACGGGGUGGACGUUUGGCUCGAUUGGAUCAUCUGGCAUUGAAGUUAAAAUACCUGGAGCGGAUCAGCAUCGAUGCAGGCGAGUUGCUGGACCGGAGCCAUAGACUGCACCGCCUAUGGUCAGCACUUAAGGCUGUAAAUGAUGUCCUUGAGCAGCCCUAUCAGGCAUCGCUGGCAAAGGAAGUGGCUGUACUGAAGCAACUCGGGGAGGGCUUCCCUGUUGUGGAAACCGUCGUCCAAGCCAUCCCGGCGGAAGUAAUUCGGGAAGGAGUCCCCACCGUGUUUGACUUGGAACACAGUUUUGAAAGGGUCAGAGACUCUGUUCGGAAGGCUCAAUUCAUUCCACCUCACGGUGGGCCAGUUUCCUACGCAAUUUCAUCUGCUCUGAGUUAUGUGACUUUCAGAAAGAAGGGCCUUGUUCCUGGGGACGACGUCGAAUCGGUUUUGGCACGAACAGAAUUCUUUUUGAGGGAGGGUGAUGUGGAUACUGCUGCUCGGGAGCUGAACCAGCUGAAGGGGUGGCCUCGAGCGCUGGCAAAGGACUGGUUGAAAAGCGCAAGGAGGUACCUGGAACUGAAGCAGGCUUUGGAGGUUGUGGAAACUCAUUUGAGUCUAAUGAGUUUGGGGGCUGUGUGAGGUCGGUUAUCGGUGUAGACAAGAGUUUCUUUGUAUUUUCGAUAGAGUAAAUUGGCAUUGGAUAAUAUCGCUUGAUAUCUCAUAGGCCAUUUUGAAAGGUUAUACCGACUCGAGAGCACACUCCCCCGUCAUAUGAAUAAGAUUAUGCAACUCUAAUGCUCUAUACA
Molecule: messenger RNA, 2451 nt
Organism: Spizellomyces punctatus DAOM BR117
Lineage: Eukaryota; Fungi; Chytridiomycota; Chytridiomycetes; Spizellomycetales; Spizellomycetaceae
Exons: 5
Coding region: 56-2284 (742 amino acids)
Biological process (GO): cristae formation
Cellular component (GO): MICOS complex
Source: RefSeq, a predicted model, not a curated record